UCCUUUUAAUUUUUGCAACUUUUAAUACUUUUGAAGACUUUGGUGACAUUCUGACAAAAAAGGGAAACAGAACUUGGUGCCAUCUGAUCAAAUGAUUGCUGCCAGGUUGUUAUCUCAAGGCAGUCUGGUAACAUGGGAUGAGAGGUGUCUUGUCUUUCCAAGGUACUGAUGGCCUUAAUUCUAUAGCUCACCGGCCGGGAGUCUUUCUUGGACCUGCCAUUGCUACUCCACUGCAAAAGCAGCAGAACAAGAUUCAGGUUAGCCCACUAUACUAUCUGCUUUCAAGGAAGAAAAUCCGUUGGGAAUGGAUGCAAUGUCAUCUGAAGAAUAUGCUUCGCAGUCGAAGUUGCUGCAAGAAUUCACCAAUGUCCCUAGCAUUGGAAGUGCCUGGCUUUUCAAGACAAACAAUGAAGACAGAUCCACAGCAAUGUUUUCCAUUAGCCAACCGGACCUGCUGGCGAACAACAAGAGGAAAUGUAUUUUGCAUUCUCACAUUGUGACACGUGCAACCAUGCCUGUCGAGUGUCACUGGUCUCCUUUCCCUACUGAAAUGACAGGAGUGUCGGUUGUCGUUCCAUCCCCUUCGGGGUCGAAGCUUCUUGUGGUGCGGAAUGGGGAGAAAGGUUCACGUACAAGACUUCAGAUUCUUAAUCAAUCACAUGUGCAGAAAGAGAUACAUGUUGAUCAGUCUAUCCAUGGUCCACUUUAUUCAGAUGAGUGGUUUCAGGGGAUUUCCUGGAACCAAGAAGAAACUUUCAUAGCGUACAUCGCUGAACAGACACCUCAACCAAAACCAGCUUUCGACGAUAUCGGGUAUAGGAGAGGAGGCUCUUCUGAAGAAGACUGUAAUAGCUGGAGGGGACAGGGGGAUUGGGAAGAGGAUUGGGGUGAAACUUACUCCAGAAAGGGGAGACCCUCACUGUUUGUUCUUGAUAUUGCCAGCGGAGAAGUACGUGCUGCUAGAGGCAUUACAAAAUCAAUGAGUGUUGGUCAGGUUGUUUGGGCUCCGCCAUCUUCAAGAGGCCGUCAAAAUCUUUUGGUCUUUGUCGGAUGGUUAGAACGCAACGGGUUUCAGAGCACCGCUAGAAAACUCGGCAUCAAGUACUGUUCUAACAGGCCAUGUUCUCUCUAUGCGAUUCAUUCCCCUUUUGAAGAAGAACCAAAUGCCGAAGACACGUCCGUUAGUGGUAGUAAAUCAUCAUCUGCUUCAGUGGCAACUAACUUAACCCCAAUCAUAAGCAGCGCUUUCUUUCCACGGUUCAGCAAGGAUGGAAAACUCCUGGUGUUUCUAUCCUCAAAACGUGCAGUAGAUAGUGGAGCGCAUAAUGCCACGGAUUCACUGCAUCGGAUCAACUGGCCUUCUGACUGGAAAGCAGAUCAACAACUCAGCGCGACCGAUGUGGUUCCUGUUGUAAUGUGCCCUCAAGAUGGAUGUUUUCCUGGGCUAUACUGCUCAUCCAUGCUGUCUGAUCCUUGGCUUUCUGAUCAUCGCACGAUGGUAUUGACAUCUGCUUGGAGAAGCACUGAAGUGAUACUGUCAAUAGAUGUGUUAAGUGGGGAAGUAACCAGGAUAACUCCAGAAGACUCAGAUCACUCAUGGAGCGCCCUCGCAAUAAGUGGCAACAAUGUCCUCUCUGUGUCGAGUAGUCCCAUCGACCCUCCUCAAAUCAGGUAUGGCCGUCGAGCAUCAACAGAGGAUCAUGGUACACAUGCAUGGGUCUGGGACGAAGUUACGAGCCCGUUGACAGCAGCCAGUAACAAGGUUAAGGCUUUGCUAUCUGGUCACAAAUUGAGCAUACUCAGAAUCCCGGUCCCUAACCCCUCCGUUGAACUCUCUGACGGUGGUCAGCUUCCAUUUGAGGCCAUCUUUGUGUCCUGCGAGGAUGGUUCACAGAAACCAACUGUUUUGAUCCUUCAUGGUGGCCCGCACUCGGCAUCUGUAUCAAGCUAUUCAAAAUCAUCGGCGUUUCUCGCGUCACUCGGGUUUAACCUGCUUGUCGUAAAUUAUAGAGGUACGCUGGGUUAUGGGGAGGAGGCUUUGCAGUCACUCCCUGGGAAGGUUGGAUCACAGGAUGUCAAAGAUUGUCUUGCGGCGCUAGACCACACGAUCAAGGAAGGACUGGUGGAUGCAUCCAAAGUAGCGGUUGUCGGGAUCUCGCACGGUGGCUUCUUGACAACCCAUUUAAUUGGCCAGGCUCCCGAGAGGUUUGCCGCGGCGGCGGCUCGAAACCCUGUGUGUAACCUGUCACUGAUGAUUGGCACCACAGACAUCCCAGAUUGGUGCUACGCCGUGGCCUGCGGGGCUGAAGCGAGACGCCUUGCCUCUGAAUCACCUCCACUUGACCAUCUUCGAAUCCUGCACCAGAAAUCACCAAUUGCCCACAUUUCAAAAGUGAAAGCGCCUUUGCUUAUGCUUCUCGGGGGAGCGGAUCUUCGGGUGCCCGCUUCCAAUGGCCUACAGGUGCGCGCAUCCAUAGCUUUUGACAUGUACGCAAGGGCUCUGAGAGAAAGAGGAGUCGAGAUCAAAACCAUCAUGUUCCCAGAGGACACGCACGAAAUCGAUAUACCGCGGUCGGACUUCGAGAGCUUCCUCAACAUGGGAGUCUGGUUCAGGAAACAUCUGAAGCAGAUCUGACCCAGAGAGUUUCGGGAGCUUCCUCGACAUAGCCACAGAACUUCGAAGCUUCUUGGCGAUUUUGUCUUUUUUGUGAGGCGACUGAAGCAUUUUGAGGAUCGACAACUAGUAUAUAUUUCUCCCAAAUUAUGAGCGUAAAGAGAUUGAUAAAAAUGAACAGCAUCAGUCUGUGGUUAUUGGUUGACGCAGCCUGGGCAAUGUGAGUUUAACUUCUGUUU
This is a messenger RNA of Hordeum vulgare subsp. vulgare (domesticated barley), 2853 nucleotides long. Its product is annotated as acylamino-acid-releasing enzyme 2-like. Gene Ontology annotation, biological process: proteolysis. The coding region runs from base 305 to 2635 and encodes 776 amino acids. Gene Ontology annotation, molecular function: serine-type endopeptidase activity. The transcript is spliced from 18 exons. The record is from RefSeq and is a predicted model, not a curated record. Lineage: Eukaryota; Viridiplantae; Streptophyta; Magnoliopsida; Poales; Poaceae.